Molecule: messenger RNA, 899 nt
Organism: Anthonomus grandis grandis
Lineage: Eukaryota; Metazoa; Arthropoda; Insecta; Coleoptera; Curculionidae
Product: repetitive organellar protein-like
Exons: 2
Coding region: 146-814 (222 amino acids)
Source: RefSeq, a predicted model, not a curated record
UGACAUUUAAUAGGUGCUUAGUUAUAAAAAAACAACCUUCUUUCGUAUUUUUUAUAUGGUUCAAAUAUGUAUAUAAGUCGAAACAAAUUCAUGUUUUCAUAAAUAUACAGUAUUCCUACAUAAUUGAAGAAUUAUAAAUAGUGAAAUGUCCAUCCAUUUUCAAAUAGUUCUGUUGUGCUGCUGCACAUUGCUAAUUCAGGCAACAGAACCUACAGAAACAUCCGAGACCAAAGAUAUUGUAAAGCCGAAACUGUUUUUUCUCCCUUGGCUUAACAAAUGGGGUUCAAACAGUCAAGACAAGUAUGAGAGCAAAUACAAUGAGCUACUGGCAAUGAAUCAAAAACUAGAAGGAGAGCUCAAGGAGCAGCGUGAAGAAAAUAAACGUCUAAAAGACAAAUACGACAAGGAUAUCAAUCAGUUAAAUGAGAAGCUGCAAAAAGAACUCGAUGCUCUAAAACAAAAAUACGAAAAUGAAAUUAAAAAAAAGGUGGAGGUGCUUAAGUCGAAAAAUAUGAGGUUAACAAACUUAUAUGAAGAAGCUCAGAAAAACUACAAUGAAAAGAAAGUCAAAAAUGCUGAGUUACAAGGACAAAUAAAGCAGCUGUCGUCAGAAAAGAAGCUACUAGAAAAGGAGAAAAAUAAAUUGGUUAAAGAACUAGAAAAGAAAAACACAUAUAUAAAUAGUUUGAAAAAAGUAGGAACUGGGGUUUUGAACUGUAUAACAGAGAGCAAAACAAACAAGGAGACAAAAUUAAUUUUAGAAAAAUUAGCAGAUUGUGAAAAAAUGUUAACCGAUGCAAAUAUUACUCUUUGAGUUUCUAAAGAAACAUUUUUGUUUUUAUCUUUAAUUCACAAUGUUUACUUACAUUAUUAUAAUAAAUAAAAUAAGUUGGUUUUAA